AUGAAGCAGAGGUGACUAGAGAGGAUGUCUGUGGUUCUUCAGAAGAUCAAUUCUAGUGUGAGGAGCAUAAGGCCCAUGCAGGACACAGCUCUGGCCCAACGAGCAGGGCAGAUUAAAGAGGAGCUCAGGCAGGGAGUGAAAAAGCCCUACAUUAAGAUAAUCGACUUGACAUGGGGCGACCCCCAUAGACACGGCCUCAAGCCCCUCACAUUUGCCCGACAGGUUUUGGCUGCAUGUCUGUACCCAAAGCUCUUGAAUGAUGACACUCUCCCUGCAGAUGUGAGGCAGAGAGCUCAAGGGCUGCUCAGCGAGUGUCAAGGGGGCAGCAUGGGUUCAUACACAGACUUGCCCGGCAUUCCACAAGUGGCUCGGCAGAUUUCAGAGUUCAUUGUGAGACGAGAUGGAGGUGUUCCCUCUGACCCGGAAAGCAUCCUCAUUUCUCCAGGCUCUCAGUGGGCCCUGCAGAACAUUUUAAGUUUGCUGGUACAUGGCAGUGAUAGUGCAGUGAGAUCGGGGGUGCUGACUCCGCUGCCCUCGCACUGUGUUUCCAUCAUGUCUGUGGUGGGACUGGGGGGUGUGUCUGUGCCGUACCACCUGUCCGAGGAGCAGGGCUGGGAGGUGCAGGUGGAGGAGCUGAACAGAGUGCUGGAAGCUGCAAAACAAGAGUAUGAUCCUGUCGCUUUAUAUGUCAUCAAUCCUGGAAAUCCUUCAGGUCAUGUUCAAAGUAGAAAAUCUAUCCAAGACGUAAUUCGGUUUGCGUCAGAGAAGAGGCUCUUCCUCUUGGCAGAUGAGGUUUAUCAAGACUGCAUUUACAAAGACAACAUAGAAUUUGUGUCCUAUAAGAGAGUUUUGGCUGAGAUGGGACCUCCUUUUUCUAACACAGUGGAGCUAGCCUCAUUUCACUCUGCAUCUAAAGGCUUCCUGGGAGAGUGUGGCUUGCGAGGCGGUUACGUGGAGUUGGUGAACUUGGACCCAGCAGUUAUGAAACAUGUAUUCACCAUUUUCUCCAAAGACAAUGCGCCCACUCCAGGUCAGAUAGCCCUGAGUGUGAUGGCAAGUCCCCCACAACCAGGAGACCCAUCUUACCCCCUCUAUAGAAUGGAGACACAACAAAUGCAAACUUUGAUCAAAGAUAAUGUAAGAAUAGUGCAUGAAGUUUUGAACAGCCUGCCUGGUGUCUCUUGUCAGCCAGUGGAAGGUGGAGCUUUUGCAUUUCCAAUAAUAUACCUUCCACCCAAAGCAAUUCGAAAAGCAAAGGAGCUGGGAAUGGAGCCAGAUACAUUUUACUGCCUCAGACUUCUAGAAGAUGCUGGUGUAUUUUUCAGCCCAGGCUGUGAAUACGGACAGAAGGUCGGAACCUACCAUAUACGAUUUUGCAUUAUGGCCACAAGGGGCACUAUAGAGGAAACGCUAACGCGCUUCGCCGUCUUUCACACACAUUUUAUGGAUGAGUUUUCUUGAAUUAGAACUUUAUUUUCUAUCAUCUCAUAAUUUACAUUUAUACCAAUGUAAAGAAUAAAUUAAUAUAAUAAUAAUAAUUCAUUAAUGAUAAUUAGUAAAAAAUAAGGGGAAAAA
Boleophthalmus pectinirostris (great blue-spotted mudskipper) is the source of this 1575-nucleotide messenger RNA. Its product is annotated as alanine aminotransferase 2-like. Gene Ontology annotation, molecular function: L-alanine:2-oxoglutarate transaminase activity; pyridoxal phosphate binding. The coding region runs from base 25 to 1461 and encodes 478 amino acids. The transcript is spliced from 11 exons. Lineage: Eukaryota; Metazoa; Chordata; Actinopteri; Gobiiformes; Gobiidae. Gene Ontology annotation, biological process: biosynthetic process. The record is from RefSeq and is a predicted model, not a curated record.